Messenger RNA from Heterostelium album PN500, 1563 nucleotides. Its product is annotated as initiator tRNA phosphoribosyl transferase family protein. Gene Ontology annotation, biological process: charged-tRNA amino acid modification. Gene Ontology annotation, molecular function: tRNA adenosine(64)-2'-O-ribosylphosphate transferase activity. The transcript is spliced from 3 exons. The record is from RefSeq and is a predicted model, not a curated record. Gene Ontology annotation, cellular component: cytoplasm. Bases 1 to 1563 code for a protein of 520 amino acids. NCBI's taxonomy places the organism in Eukaryota, Evosea, Eumycetozoa, Acytosteliales, Acytosteliaceae.
AUGUUUAAUUUAAAAGAAGAAGAGGAAUUUAAAUCGUUGUCUAUACACUCUAUACAUAGGAGAGUUGAUCGUCAAGAGAAUAGUUUAUUUAAUCAUCUUAGAUCAAUCGAUUUAGAUUCUAAAUUUGUAAAUGAUAUAGCAUUAUGUUAUUCUAAAUAUGCUUUGGUUGCAAAUUUGCGAUGUGGUGCAUGGUACUCUGCAAACUUUAAGUACAGUUGUUAUUUCCGUUCUACCGAUGGUCACUAUGGAAAUUGGAGGUUCAGUCUGACGCGUUUGAAUCUAAACAUCAUUGAUCUGGUGUUAAAGUAUGAUGGGUGUCUCAUUGUGGAUUCGACGAAGCGUGGUAAGAAAUUCCCUGAUUCAUUUACAAGAACCAUACCUAUUUGGAUAGCGGUAAUCAAUCGUUGUCUUUAUAAGCUCAAAUCUGAGUCUAUUCAAACCGUUAUGAAUGACAACUUGAUAGCAGAGCAAUGGAAUCAACUGUAUACUCCAAAGUGGGUGACCGAUUCAGAGAGAGAUCAAAUGUUAAAGAUGGUAGAUAGUUACUGUAAACUACUAAUGGAACAUGCCGAUACUUUAGAUUUAAAGAGCUAUUCAAGCAGAUUACACAAACCAUUACGUCCAUUAUGGUUAUCAGUAGAAACACAACCUAUAAUAUUAGAAUUUGAACAACAACAACAACAACAACAAACAAGUAAUAAUAACAACAAUAACAACAAUGACGAUGAUAAAGAAGAACAAUUAGAUUUUCAUCCACUUUAUUUAUUGUCUUGUUCUGACUUUAGAGAAGAUCAUAAGUCAUUUAGGGCGUAUAUACAAGGUGCUGGUGAUGAUGAUGAGAAUUGGUCAAUGGGAUUAACUCCACAGAUGUACUGGUCGAAUCAUAAAGAGAUAAUGUCACAAGAGAAUGACGAACAACUAGAACAAUACAUUCAACAACUUGUUAAAUCAGAAAGAACAAAGAAAGAUAUAAUCAUAUUUAAUAGCAAUAGUAAUAAUAAUAAUAAUGAAGAUAAACAAAAAGAAACAAUAAUAGAAGAAUCAAAUGAGUUUAAAACAAUAGAUAAUACAUAUAUAACUAUAUCAUCUUCAAAAGAAUUAACAGAUAUAUGGAAUAGAUUCGAUUUAAUUAUAAAUUGUUCAAUUGUAAAUUAUGUUAUAGAUAAUCAAGAUGAUGAUAAGAUAAAGAAUAACUAUAUACACAUUCCAAUGAAAGAAGGUAAAUUAGCAAAGAAUGACUUGGUUGAGAAUCUUCGAUUAUGCGAGCAAUGGUUGUUAUCAAAGAUGAAGGAUGAUACCAAAAGAAAUAGAAUACUGAUACAUUCUAUCAAUGGAUUACAAAACUGUGUAUGCGUACUGAGUGUACUUUUAUCGAAACAUCUACAUCUAUUCACAGAUAGUCUAGAAUCAUUUGAUUUCUUUAACAGAAACAAAUUAACAAAAUCAGAUAUAAUCAAACUAUAUUUAUUCUUGGAGAAACAAUCUCCUUCAUCACUACCUCAUAAAUCGAUAAGAAAUGCAAUUAAUAAUUAUUUAUUAUCAACAAAUAUAUCAUAUAAAUAA